This is a messenger RNA of Aspergillus novofumigatus IBT 16806, 2010 nucleotides long. Its product is annotated as homoserine O-acetyltransferase family protein. The record is from RefSeq and is a predicted model, not a curated record. Bases 232 to 1830 code for a protein of 532 amino acids. The transcript has a single exon. Lineage: Eukaryota; Fungi; Ascomycota; Eurotiomycetes; Eurotiales; Aspergillaceae. Gene Ontology annotation, molecular function: homoserine O-acetyltransferase activity; L-serine O-acetyltransferase activity. Gene Ontology annotation, biological process: L-homoserine metabolic process.
AAUCAUAUGCUCAAAAAAUGACGCCAUUAGUUCUUCAGUGGUCGGUGGGGGCCUGAGGCAGCUCUCCGCCUGCGCAAUACGGAAAGUCAAUGAAAGCCGCGGGCUCAUAAACACUGUACUCUGCAGGUCAGAACGAUGACUUCUCCACACCCGUUUACUUGCAGUUUAAUUUCGCCUGGAGCAUUCAGCUAUUGCUCGAUAGUUGUCUUGCUUUGAUUUUGUCGAAAGAAAAUGAGCUCUCUCCGAGGCGUGGCACGCUCAGCUCCUCGUGGUCUCCAGGCCGUCGGAGUGUGGAGACAGAGCGAAAGUGUCGCGGCCAGUUUUACUUCUGCAAGAAACCGAUUUCAAAUCAGCGCAUUGAUACGUCGCCCAUUGCACUCAGCUCCUGCUCGGAAGAUACAGACUGCCACCGCCGAAAAUCCUUCAGCGCGAGAUUCAUCGAACCCGGCACUUUCAUUUCCCUGUCUCGACGCCCUGGACGCAAAAUCGGCGCUGCUAUCAGCCAGAUCGAUCGAGUCGGGUCCGGAGCCUUCAUACACGACCGGACAGCAUGAGAACUUCCACUGUGAGGAGCCAUUGCUACUAGACUGGGGGGGUGUCUUGCCAGAGUUUGAUAUCGCAUACGAAACAUGGGGUCAGUUGAACGCGAACAAGAGCAACGCUAUUCUAUUACAUACUGGUCUGUCGGCGUCGAGUCAUGCACACAGUACCGAAGCCAAUCCGAAACCGGGAUGGUGGGAGAAAUUCAUCGGUUCUGGCAAGCCGUUGAACACGGAUAAGUACUUUGUUAUCUGUACAAAUGUUAUUGGGGGUUGUUAUGGGAGCACAGGGCCAUCUUCGAUCGAUCCCUCCGACGGGAAGAGAUACGCAACGCGGUUUCCUAUCCUUACACUGGACGACAUGGUUCGGGCACAGUUUCGUCUGUUAGACUCAUUGGGUAUUCAGAAGCUGUACGCCUCAGUUGGCUCCAGCAUGGGUGGGAUGCAGAGUCUUGCGGCGGGUGUGUUGUUCCCCGAGCGUAUCGGAAAGAUCGUGAGUAUCAGCGGAUGCGCCCGCAGCCACCCGUACAGUAUUGCCAUGAGACACACCCAGCGCCAGGUGCUGAUGAUGGACCCGAAAUGGAACCGCGGUUUCUACUAUGACUCGAUCCCGCCUCAUUCGGGAAUGAAACUCGCCAGAGAAAUCGCAACAGUCACGUACAGAAGUGGACCGGAAUGGGAGAAGCGGUUCGGGCGCAGGCGCGCCGACCCCAGCAAACAGCCGGCCUUGUGCCCUGACUUCCUCAUUGAGACUUAUCUCGAUCAUGCUGGCGAGAAAUUCUGCCUCGAGUACGACCCAAAUAGUCUGCUGUACGUCUCCAAAGCCAUGGACCUGUUCGACCUCAGCCGGUCGCAGCAGGCAGAGACCAAGAAGCGUAGACAGGAAUUUGAGGCUCGUAUCGCUCAAGGCGGCAAGACACUCCGCUACAACGAUGCCUCCUGCAGCUUGACAUUACCCGAAAAGCCUUACGAGGAGCAACCUUCUACAACCGACUCCGGUUCUUCGGCGGACGAGUCAGUCGCCGCAGGCGAGCAACCAGAUGCACCACCCGCCGAUCUCGUCGCAGGUCUCGCGCCGUUGAAGAACCACCCGGUCCUGGUCAUGGGUGUUGCCAGCGAUAUUCUCUUCCCUGCGUGGCAGCAACGUGAGAUCGCCGAGACGCUUCGCGCGGCUGGAAAUAAGAACGUUGAACACAUCGAGCUGGGCGAGGACAUCUCCUUAUUCGGGCAUGAUACGUUCCUGCUUGACUUAAAGAAUAUUGGCGGUGCCGUUGAGAGGUUUUUGCGCUAAUUGGCGCUUGUACAGUCUAUAUUUUGUUCAGUGUUUGUCCGAUUGUGGCACAGUUCAUGAUGAAUGACACGAUGCAUCUGAGCGUACAUUUGUUUAGUAUUUUAUUGGACAUGCAAUUAAUUCACUAUCCAUGUACAUCACCCUUAAAUUAUUAUUGAGUCUAGCUAUUCAACCUACGAU